UUGCCGUCGUGGUGUUCACAAUGUUCACGUGUAAACAGCACGCCAUUCACAAGUGAGGCGCCAAGUUAUUUAAAACCAAGUGCAUCGUAGGUACUUUGUGUUAUUUUAAGAGCUCCUGGGUUUUUAGUACAAUAGUUUGAGACAACAUUAUUGUCCGUCGUGUGGUGCAUGUGCAUCUGUUAUCAGUCAUGGUUCGCGUAAUCAGCCAGGAGACCUACGAUGAAGUCGUGCGUGAGAACAUUGAGGAGUUUUCCAUGUCUCCCGAGGAGGCCAUCAAGGAGGCUGUCGAGCAAUUCAAGGCACAGGGUGUUGAUUUGACAAACAUCAUAAAGGAUCUCUCGCUGAAUGAUGGGGCAAAUGACAUAACAAGUUGCAUAAAAAAACUCUCAGAGUGCACCAAAAGUAAAGAGCACGAACAUGCUGCUCCUCUACUGAACAAGCUCAGGUCAGAGUUGGAGAAGGACAUUGCGCGACGAGUUUUUGCUGGCAAAAAUGGAGCUUACAGUAUACUUUUGGAUGUUAUGACUAGCUGCAAAGACGAUCCAAUUUUAUUGAGGUUGGCUCUCAAAACCAUCACUGCUUUGAUGACGGGUAACCCAGAUUUGUUGGACGAGACUGGGAUACAAUUACAAAAGAGAUUAUUGGAAAGUAAUCACAGUGAUCCACAGACUUUGCAGCUUAUAUUAAAAUGGAUCAGAGAGUGCUGCAUCAAACACGAGUUGAACAGACAAAAAAUCUUUAAGGCUGGUAUUUUAGACGAUUUAAAGUCGAUUCUUGCGGAAAGAGAUGCAAGUAUUGCAGUUGUGAAAGAAGUCUGUGUUGUCCUGAGAGCCUUAACAUUGGAUGAUGAUUUGAGACACGAUUUUGGAAAAGCACAUGAACACGCAACUGCCAUUGCCAGACAGACCUUACAAACCCUUACAGCAUUAUUAUCAACUUAUAAGACUGAUAAAAUUGUAGUAGGAGAGAUAAUGCUGACAGCAGCAGCUCUUAUUGUUAGAAACGAAUUUUGCAAGGAAUUUGAAGAAGCAGGAGGAUUGGAAUUUAUUUUGGAUGUAUUCACAAAUCACCCUGACGUGGAAAAAAUUAAUUGGCAGGCACUCAAGUUACUUAAAAGUUUAGCUGGUAAUGACGACGUCAAAACACACAUCGUCACUUCUGGACUUGCGCCUUUGAUUAUUUAUGCCAUAAGUAGAUUUAAGGGUUCUGAAGCCGUGGUAACAGCCGGUCUUGGCUGCAUAUCUGCACUGACUUUAAAAAGUUCUUCAAACGCAGGUGUUUUCUAUGAUGGCGGCGCGGUUUCUAUUAUCAUCGACGUAAUGAAGGCCUACCCCAACAGCGUUAACGUGAUGCAGCAUGCGGCCUGGGCAAUUCGUAACAUGUCUGUACGAAAUAACAUCGAAUCUCGUGAGUUUAUUGCUUGUGGUGUCGAGGAGCUGCUGAACAACGCACUUACGGUGCACACGAAAACUCUGGAGUCGGAUAUCAAGGCAGCGCUUCGCGAUUUAGGCUUGCAAGUACAGCUGAAAGAACAGUGGACAGGAAAAGGUCAUGCACUAAAAAAUGAUCAGUGAGAACAAGCUUGGCUUGGUCUUUUUUUUAUUCCUCCUCUUAGAGGAAUGUACCUUUUUAUAAUGGCGUUAGGUUAUUAAAUCAAAGACUAUUUUCAAAUCUCCUUCAAAGUGCAUCCUUUAUAUUUCAAUGAUUUAAUUGGUCGAAUUAUUUACCGUCUUUCGUCACAAUUAAUUAAUUUUGCGUAAAUUA
This is a messenger RNA of Copidosoma floridanum, 1764 nucleotides long. RefSeq names its product armadillo repeat-containing protein 6 homolog. Lineage: Eukaryota; Metazoa; Arthropoda; Insecta; Hymenoptera; Encyrtidae. Gene Ontology annotation, biological process: hematopoietic progenitor cell differentiation. Gene Ontology annotation, molecular function: protein binding. The record is from RefSeq and is a predicted model, not a curated record.